UAUAAAUGGCGGACGAUAUCAGGGCUGCGUUGGAACAGCCGCAAAAAUGAAAGCUGCUCUCGUGGUUCUUGCUGUUGUCGCCGUGGUGGCGGUGUGCGGCGCGAGGCGGAGGUCGACGACGGCGCGGCCGUGCGAGGACCGCUGCACCCUCGAGUACAGCCCCGUGUGCGUCCGCGACCCGGACGGUGCCUACUACUUGUUCAGCAACGAGUGCUUCCUGAGGGUCUGCAGAUGUCGCACCAACAUCGAGUUCACGAGACUGGACGACCCCGACGAGUGUCCCUCCGACGCAAGGACGAAGUGCCCGGACCAGCUGCGCUCGCCGAGCGACGCCUACGGCGAGAGCGUGGAGGCGCCCGAAUCGCGGUCAGACUCCUCCGACUCGUCCGAAGAGGGUGACAGCAUCAGGAGGCGCCACGAGCAGCAAGAGCGCUACUUCUGAAGACACCGGGAGCAGCAGGGCCGCGUCUAGUGCAGCAGCUUGGGCGUCACCACUCGAUAUGUUCCCCACGACAAUGUUCCCGCUGCAGUAGUACAUUCCACUGCGCCACUAAUAUCUGAAACACUGUUAUGUACCAUUGCGUUACUUGUAGUUUUUUCGCAUUGAAGAAGCACUGCGACAUGCUUUUCAUCAGCUGUCUGUCAUUUG
Molecule: messenger RNA, 649 nt
Organism: Schistocerca piceifrons (Central American locust)
Lineage: Eukaryota; Metazoa; Arthropoda; Insecta; Orthoptera; Acrididae
Product: greglin-like
Exons: 3
Coding region: 47-442 (131 amino acids)
Molecular function (GO): protein binding
Source: RefSeq, a predicted model, not a curated record